AUGGGCCUCUUUAGCUUCCUUUCUCGGAGAACUGGGGACAACAAGAGCAAAUCGAGCGCCUCUUUGAAGGCCCUGCCCUACGAUUCCAGUUUUUCCGUGGAAACACCCACUUUAGAUGGAUAUUCCGUUGCCGGCAGCAAUUCGUACGCCGAACCCCCCCUCUCUCGGGGGCGUUCGGCCUUCAGCCAGACAGUGCUCACGCUAGAUACCGCCUCCGAGGACGAGCAACUACCCCCUACUCCGAGACUACCCCAGUUCCGGGAUGAGAGCGUCGAGAGACCGAGCACGGCCCCGAGUGACCGCCCAUCUAGCGCCGCCCCUUCAAACGACGACCCGCGGGUGAAGAGGAACGGCCAGAAAAGGCCGCCGCCGCUCUCCUUCCGCGGACCACGGACUGAGAUCACCGCUCCAGGACCUCGGCCGGGCUCCCGCGGUUCCAUCAGCAGCAUCACGAGUGUAUUUCGCCGCACCAAAGGCCACUCACGGGUCAACUCCCGGCAGGACCCCAACAAGGCAUUCAAGGAUCUCCUCGAUGCCCAGUCUGAAAUUAACCCGGCCCACUCGAGGGCGAGGGUCCAGGCGGCCGGCGCUAGAGAUUACGGCGAAGAUGUUGCCGAGAGAAACAUGGGGCAGAAUGGUUGCGAUCUUGGGUCCGAGCAUGUCAAGGCCUUCUACGCCCAGCCAAGAAGGACCGAAUCCGAAAACAUGGCCGGUACCAAGAAGCUGGACCCGUACAAGGCGGGGGUUCGGAGGAGGUCGGCUCAUCCGAGUCAGUACGUCUUGCCGGCCCAUGCCGCUGCCGAAAGCCCUUUGAUGCCAAACCUAAAGCUAUCUCGUAAGGAGUCCGUCGCCCGUCGCCGAUCGGUCAGCACCUACUUGCCGCCGGGCUUGGGAAAAAUAAAGUUCUUGCCGUUCGACCGAACUUCCGCAUACCUUCGAGACUCCUCACCACGGACGCCCCCACUGGACGCUGAAAAGUCGGAUGCUACGACUGCAGCGCCCGAGUCGCCCAAGCUGGUUAUGCCUCGGGUCCCUAAGACCACACCGGCCCCGACGACUCGCACCACGAGACUUCUGCGUGAUUCCGUCGAGCUCACGAAAAAGAGAGCCGAAGCAUCAGUGCCGGAGGACAGUGUCGCUGAUGACUCGCCCGCAAGCAACUUCGCUGCCUGGUCGGCCAACCGCUCCCGCCGCUCAUCGGCUAUGCUGAUGCCAACCUCACCUCCCCGCCGGAAUCACAGCCUGUAUACCCUGCGGUCCUCUGGCUCGUCUCUUGUCAGCGAGGAGACCGUCCAUACCACCCCACUUUCUCCUCCGAAAACCGCGCCUGGGGAUCAAGUCCAAGGCGCGGCGGAGAGUUCGACGCACUGCGCCGCUGGGAGCCUCGACAACGGCGAUGCUUCCUCCCCAAAAUUCCUCCCCUUGCUUCCGGUCAAAGGGGGAGGCCAUACCGACGUUACCUCACUGGGCGACCAAACCCUUGGGUUCCCACCAUCAAUCCGUACCCGCAGCACCCGCGGAUGGUCCGCCUCCUCGGGCACACCCACGGCCUGCGAGAGCAGCACCGCCGCGAGCAUUUCCACCAGCACUUUUAACAACCGUCCGCCCUCCCUCCAUACCGCGGACACCUCGGUCGACCUCAGCAUCGGCACCGCCUCGCCCAAACUCAAGUCCGCACGCUCCUUCACCCGUACGUGCUCCACCGCCCACGACUCCGACUCGGACUCUGUGUCCCAUUACGAGGACAACAAGCAUACCAAGAUCACACCCUUCCCACCGGACACAGCGGCAGUGGGCAGAGCGUUCAGCAUAGAAGACUACCUCUCUCCCGAGCCCAACCCCAACGACAGCAAUACCAACGAAGACGCAACCACCACCACCACCAUCCCAGCAGCAACAGCAGCAUCAGCAACGGACAAUUUCAACAUCGACGACUACCUCUCCUCCGACGCCGAAUCUCUCACAGCAGCAGCCAACACAACAAUAAAAACAACAUCCCACACCCACCGCCGCCGGCCAACUGCCGAAGGCGAGGAAUACCUGCUGUUCCGGGACUCAGGCUUCGGCGUCGGUGGGCAGCUGCCCGGCCUCGCCGACCCCUUCCCCCCAGCAUCCCUUCCACCGUCCCGCUCGCGCGUGGCGAAGCACCGCCACAGCGCCCUGACCCUCCCUUUGGCGCCGCUAUACGGUGCCAGCGGGAGGCGGAUGAGCACCGGCCGAUGGGAUUGGGGCAGCAGGGACUGGGAUAAAGAGGGCACGGGGGUCGGGAGGAGGCGCUUUAUCCUGGACACGGCGGCUGAUGAUGAGACUGCGUCCGAGUCGGACGAAGAGGAGGUGAUGAUGGGCCGACAACGCAACUGCAACUGCAACUGCGAUAAUGCCACCAAGCUCGAUGUGUAUGACGCUGGGUAUGAGGCAGAUUAUGUCGAGGACGAGUGUGAGGGCGGCGCGCGGCGGCGGCGGCGCCACCAUAGGAAGAAGCGGACGCGGCGGCUGUCGGCGCUGUGUCGGUUGGAAGGCCGCGAAGGGGCGCAAGACGGGCUUCAGCUUCAGGAGGAACGGCAACUGGAGCAGGGCCGAACAGUUGAAGAAGAGAAGAAGGCCGACGACAAAGUGGCCGCUGCCGUGAGGCUGAGGAAGGAGGUCAGGCGGGCGAGGAGGUUGGCCGGGCAGGCGUCGGUGACGGUGUUGCGGGGGAAGAGGUCGGUGAAUUAA
Chaetomium fimeti is the source of this 2715-nucleotide messenger RNA. RefSeq lists its product as uncharacterized. The coding region runs from base 1 to 2715 and encodes 904 amino acids. NCBI's taxonomy places the organism in Eukaryota, Fungi, Ascomycota, Sordariomycetes, Sordariales, Chaetomiaceae. The transcript has 3 exons. The record is from RefSeq and is a predicted model, not a curated record.